This is a messenger RNA of Lichtheimia ornata, 576 nucleotides long. RefSeq lists its product as uncharacterized. Gene Ontology annotation, molecular function: structural molecule activity; protein homodimerization activity. Lineage: Eukaryota; Fungi; Mucoromycota; Mucoromycetes; Mucorales; Lichtheimiaceae. The coding region runs from base 1 to 576 and encodes 191 amino acids. Gene Ontology annotation, biological process: protein transport to vacuole involved in ubiquitin-dependent protein catabolic process via the multivesicular body sorting pathway. Gene Ontology annotation, cellular component: ESCRT II complex. The record is from RefSeq and is a predicted model, not a curated record. The transcript is spliced from 5 exons.
AUGUCCACCACGUCCAAUGAGUUCAAGCUUCCUUCAAUACACAGCUUCCCACCAUUCUUCACACGACAACCGACCGAGCAAACAUGGGAAAGCCAAGUCGCUCAAUGGACCGAUCUCAUCAUGAGCUAUUGCCGCCACCAUCGUAUUUUUCGCAUCGACCUCCAUGAAGUUACUGUUCCUGGUGGUUCCAAGCUGUUUGAAAACGAGCAGAUAAAACGACGUCUAUCGUUUGAAACUUUACAAGAGAUCAUUGAUGAUAUGGUACAAAAAGGUAAUGCCGAGUGGGAAGGUGGUGCCAAGGGUACGAAAUCACAAGCAGUUAUCUAUUGGCGUAAACCGGAUGAUUGGGCGAACUUGAUAUGGACUUGGGUAAACCAAUCGGGUAUGAACAAUGACAUUUUGACCUUGCAUGAAAUUGCCCAUGGAGAUUUGGUAGAGGAUCAAGCAUUCUAUGAACUCGAUCCAUUCAUCCUAAACAAGGCAAUGAACAUUCUAGCCAAGCGUGGUGUGGCACAACUUUUCAAAGGAUCUUCGGAUGAUGAUAGCAUGGGUGUCAAGUUCUUUAGCUCAACUUAG